Molecule: messenger RNA, 5425 nt
Organism: Diospyros lotus (date-plum)
Lineage: Eukaryota; Viridiplantae; Streptophyta; Magnoliopsida; Ericales; Ebenaceae
Product: pleiotropic drug resistance protein 2-like
Exons: 20
Coding region: 785-5161 (1458 amino acids)
Cellular component (GO): membrane
Molecular function (GO): ABC-type transporter activity; ATP binding; ATP hydrolysis activity
Source: RefSeq, a predicted model, not a curated record
UCUCCCCUCUCCCGGAGUUAAAUUAUGCUUGUUCUCUUCUUGGCCUUCCAAACGUGGCUUUAACAAAUGGCCUUCUGAAGCUCAUCCGAAAUCCAGUAGGAACUCCCAAGCGUCGUUUCGGUGGUUUUAGCCUUUACGCAACCGCAUUUCUCACCGGAAAACGCGGACCGCUCGUGAUUUACACUUGUUGGACUCGGAAGAAGAGAAAGCCAUCUUCUCGUUGUUUCUUAAGAUUUAUGCAGUGUUUUCUUCUUGUUCUGACUGUGUAAUUUACAGUUUGUCUUUUGGCUGAUGGUUGAACUCAUUCGCGCGAAAAGCCCUACUAUUUGGAAAGAGCGUUUCGGAAUCUUCAGGCGAAUGUUGUGUUCAAAACAUUUAAUGUCUUCGUCGGAAUUACCAGGCAAUCUAUAGUUGUAGAAUCUCAUGUAACAACUACGACUAACUGGUGACGGUUGAAGUGUCUCCGGAAUCACAAGUAUCGCCGGAAAAACCUGGCCUGCUAGUGGCUCGGGGAUACAACAUCUCUUCUGUCCCGUAGGAUCGAUCCGCGGUCAUUCUUCUCGCUAUAUCAGUAUUUAUAAAUCAUGUUUCAGCAGUAUAUAGAAGCGUGUACUUUGUAUAUCAUAACAUAUGUACAUGCAUCUGUAGCUCUGACGUCGGUUCACUGAUUCAAGUGGAAAUCGGCUGAUUGAACUCAUCACAAAAAAAUUGAUACAAAUCCAGAAUCUUACGGCAACCGGAAUAUUCGGAAGCUCGGUUAUCUCCGGUGUAAUUCUCAAGUAUAAUGGCCGCUGCGUUGACAGGGGACGAUCUGGUAAGAUCGAUCAGCAGCCGCAUGAGUUCGGCGUCUGGGAGCAGGCGGAGUUGGGCGUCGGCGAGUUUCCGGGAGGCGUGGCAAGGGCCACCGGACGUAUUCAACCGUAGCGCCCGGCGACAGGACACCGACGACGAAGAGGAGCUCCGCUGGGCGGCAAUAGAGCGUCUCCCAACGUACGAUCGCCUCAGGAAGGGAAUGCUGAACAAAGUUCUCGACAACGGAAGAGUUGUUCGCGACGAGGUUGAUGUCACCAAGCUCGGAAUCCAAGAUAAGAAACAGUUAAUGGAGAGCAUUCUCAAGGUUGUUGAAGAUGAUAAUGAGAGGUUCCUUCAGAGGCUUAGGGACAGGAUUGACAGAGUAGGAAUUGAGAUUCCAAAGAUUGAAGUCCGUUACGAGCAUUUGUCAAUAGAGGGAGAUGUGUAUGUUGGCAGCAGAGCACUACCUACUCUGCUCAAUUCCACCUUGAACGCUAUUGAGAGUGUUCUAGGACUAAUUCACCUUGCCCCUUCGAAGAAGAGAGAAAUUCAGAUUCUUAAAGAUGUAAGCGGCAUUGUAAAACCAUCAAGGAUGACACUGCUUUUAGGUCCGCCAGGGGCAGGGAAAACGACAUUGUUGCUGGCACUUGCAGGGAAGCUUGAUCAGGAUCUAAGAGUAUCUGGAAAAAUCACUUAUUGUGGUCACGAGUUGGAUGAAUUUGUUCCUCAGCGGACCUGUGCUUACAUUAGUCAGCAUGAUCUCCACUAUGGAGAGAUGACAGUGAGAGAGACAUUCGAUUUCGCCGGACGUUGUUUGGGGGUUGGCACAAGAUAUGAAAUGCUGGUGGAGCUCUCCAGACGAGAGAAAGAAACUGGAAUUAAACCAGAUCCUGAGAUUGAUGCAUUUAUGAAGGCCACAGCAGUGUCAGGCCAAAAAACCAGUUUGGUUACAGAUUAUGUCCUUAAGAUACUUGGCUUGGAUAUUUGCGCGGAUAUUAUGGUUGGCGAUGAGAUGAGAAGGGGUAUUUCUGGUGGACAAAAGAAGCGCGUGACCACUGGAGAGAUGUUGGUUGGGCCUGCAAAAGCUCUAUUUAUGGACGAGAUCUCAACUGGGUUGGACAGUUCCACCACUUUUCAGAUUGUCAAGUUCAUGAGGCAAAUGGUUCAUAUAAUGGACGUGACCAUGGUCAUCUCUCUUCUUCAGCCAGCCCCUGAAACAUACGAUUUGUUCGAUGAAAUUAUAUUACUUUCUGAAGGACAGAUUGUUUAUCAAGGUCCACGUGAGAAUAUCCUUCAGUUCUUUGAGUACAUGGGUUUCAAAUGCCCAGAAAGGAAAGGAGUUGCAGAUUUUCUCCAAGAAGUGACUUCCAAGAAGGAUCAAGAACAAUAUUGGUUCAGAAAGAACCAACCUUACAGAUACAUCCCGGUUCCAGAAUUUGCGGAGGUCUUCAAGUCCUUCCAUGUUGGCCAACAGAUAGCAACAGAUCUAAGUAUUCCAUACGAUAGAUCAAAGACCCAUCCAGCUGCAUUGGUGACAGAGAAAUUCGGUAUAUCCAAAUGGGAACUGUUCAAGGCAUGUUUUGACAGAGAGUGGCUACUAAUGAAACGUAGUGGCUUUGUGUACAUAUUCAAGACUGUCCAGAUAACAAUCAUGUCAAUAAUUGCCUUCACCGUGUUUUUUAGGACAACAAUGGCAGCUGGCACUUUGCAAGAUGGUGGAAAAUUUUUUGGAGCUCUGUUCUUUAGUCUCAUCAAUGUGAUGUUUAACGGCAUGGCAGAGCUUGCAAUGACGAUUUUCAGGCUUCCCGUCUUCUAUAAACAGAGGGAUUUCUUAUUCUAUCCUCCAUGGGCUUUUGGAUUGCCAAUUUGGGUCCUCAGGAUUCCACUCUCCCUCAUGGAAUCAGCAAUAUGGAUCAUUCUCACGUAUUACACAAUUGGUUUUGCUCCAUCUGCCAGCAGGUUCUUCCGGCAGUUCUUAGCAUUCUUCAGUAUACAUCAAAUGGCCCUCUCUCUCUUUCGCUUUAUUGCUGCAGUUGGAAGAACGCAGGUUGUUGCUAGCACUCUAGGCACCUUCACCUUGCUACUGGUUUUUGUGCUAGGAGGAUUUAUAGUCGCUAAAAAUGACAUUGAGCCAUUUAUGAUAUGGGGAUAUUAUAUUUCUCCAAUGAUGUAUGGUCAGAAUGCAAUAGUCAUGAAUGAAUUUCUGGACAAAAGAUGGAGUGCUCCCAACACAGACCCUCGGUUUAAUGCGCCUACAGUCGGGAAAGUCCUUCUCAAGACAAGAGGAUUCUUCACAGAUGAUCACAUGUUUUGGGUUUGUGUUGGAGCACUCUUGGGGUUUUCUCUUCUUUUCAACAUUCUAUUUAUUGCUGCAUUGACUUUCUUGAACCCUCUGGGUGAUUCGAAAGCUGUAGUAUUGGAUGAAGAAGACAAAAAGAAGAAAAAGAAAUCUGGACAAAUGGACCCCGAAGGUACUGGCAUGCAAGUAAGAAAUGCUUCACAGGGUGUUGACUCAAAUGCCCCUAGAAGAGGAAUGGUUUUGCCCUUCCAACCACUUUCACUUGCAUUCAACCACAUCAACUACUCUGUGGAUAUGCCUGCUGAAAUGAAAAGUCAUGGAGUUGAGGAGGAUCGUCUUCAACUGCUUAGAGAUGUUAGUGGUGCUUUUAGACCUGGGAUAUUGACAGCACUUGUUGGUGUUAGCGGUGCUGGGAAGACCACAUUGAUGGAUGUGUUAGCUGGGAGGAAGACCACUGGAUAUAUUGAAGGAAGUAUCAACAUUUCGGGUUAUCCAAAAAACCAGACAACAUUUGCUCGGAUUAGCGGUUACUGUGAACAGAAUGAUAUUCACUCACCAUAUGUUACCGUUUAUGAAUCUCUCCUAUACUCAGCUUGGCUUCGACUUUCUUCAGAUGUGGACACAAAAAGACGGAAGAUGUUCGUUGAGGAAGUGAUGGAGUUGGUUGAGCUUAAUCCUAUUAGGAAUUCUUUAGUUGGCCUUCCAGGAGUAGAUGGGCUUUCAACCGAACAAAGAAAGAGGCUAACAAUAGCUGUAGAAUUGGUUGCUAACCCAUCUAUCAUCUUCAUGGAUGAACCAACGUCUGGACUUGAUGCUAGAGCUGCAGCCAUUGUGAUGCGAACUGUGAGAAAUACGGUGGAUACUGGGAGAACUGUAGUGUGCACAAUUCACCAGCCAAGCAUAGACAUUUUUGAAGCUUUUGACGAGUUACUUUUGAUGAAGAGAGGAGGCCAAGUUAUCUAUGCAGGACCUCUAGGUCGCCAUUCUCACAACCUCAUAGAAUAUUUUGAAGCUGUCACGGGGGUUCCCAAGAUUAAGGAUGGUUAUAACCCUGCUACAUGGAUGUUAGAGGUUACUGCUCCUCCAGUUGAAGCUCAAAUAAAUGUGGAUUUUGCUGAGAUUUAUGUCAAUUCGUCGCUUUAUCAGAGAAACCAAGAGCUCAUUAAGGAGCUCAGUAUUCCUCCACCAGGCUCCAAGGACCUUUAUUUCCCUACCAAUUACUCUCAGCCAUUCAUUAUUCAGUGCAAAGCUUGCUUCUGGAAACAAUACUGGUCUUACUGGAGGAAUCCCCAGUAUAAUGCUAUUCGACUCUUCAUCACAAUUGCAAUUGGUGUCAUAUUCGGUCUUAUUUUCUGGGACAAAGGACAGAAAAUACAGAAACAACAGGAUCUGAUGAAUCUUUUGGGAGCAAUGUAUGCUGCUGUUCUCUUCCUUGGAGCCACUAAUACUUCCUCAGUACAGCCUAUCGUUGCCAUUGAGAGAACCGUAUUUUACCGUGAAAAAGCAGCAGGGAUGUACUCACCAUUACCUUAUGCGUUUGCUCAUGUGGCCAUAGAGACGGUCUAUGUGAUAAUUCAGACCUUUCUAUACAGUCUUCUCUUGUACAUCAUGAUUGGAUUCGAGUGGAAAGUGGGAAAAGUCUUGUGGUUCUACUACUACAUGUUGAUGUGCUUCAUUUACUUCACAAUGUACGGCAUGAUGGUGGUUGCCCUUACCCCUAGCCACCAAAUUGCCGCCAUUGUGAUGUCCUUCUUCCUCAGCUUCUGGAACUUAUUCUCCGGCUUCCUUGUACCCAGGCCGCAAAUCCCGGUCUGGUGGAGGUGGUACUACUGGGCUUCUCCCGUCGCUUGGACGCUGUACGGACUAGUAACCUCUCAAGUAGGCGACAAGAAUGCUUUGGUGGAGAUACCGGGGGAGGGGAAUGUGCCGGUGAAGUUAUUCCUGAAAGGUUACUUGGGUUUUGAUUAUGACUUCCUUCCGGCAGUUGCAGUGGCUCAUAUUGGCUGGGUGGUUCUCUUCUUCUUCGUCUUCGCUUAUGGCAUCAAGUUUCUGAACUUCCAAAGAAGAUGACAAGACUUUCCAAGCCCCCCCAAAAUGGAUGGCUCUGAAUUAUACCUAGAUAGGAAACUCAAUUGUGCAAUUAGUUAGUUGGGGAAUCAAAAUAAUUGCCGCCUUUUUCAUUUUCCUAGUUCAUUUGAUCCUGUAUCAUCAUUCAUUCUUUCUGGUUUGUCUUCAUAAAAUUUUAAAAAAUAAAAAAUGCCGCUUUUGUACUGGCGGCAAAACAGAUAUAUAGCAUACAGAAGGUGAAUUAUAAAUAGAGUUUUCCAUUUUACA